Molecule: messenger RNA, 1429 nt
Organism: Hypoxylon trugodes
Lineage: Eukaryota; Fungi; Ascomycota; Sordariomycetes; Xylariales; Hypoxylaceae
Product: peptidase
Exons: 4
Coding region: 365-1093 (242 amino acids)
Biological process (GO): proteolysis
Source: RefSeq, a predicted model, not a curated record
UUUAUAACUAGAAAUAUUAUAUAUUCCUUUCUUAUAUAAAGUAACUUCAAAUCACUGAACAUGUAAACUAAUCACGAGUUGUUCUGUCUCUUUUCUUUUCUUUUUCGUUACUUCAAUUUCACUGUUAACGGGAGUGUACCCCUCUUACCUUACCUAGGUAUACAAGAACUCGAACCCCGCAACCACAGCUGAGACCUACCGUUUUCAUACUACAUACAUAUUAUCUACCUAUACAUUCCGUACUGGGAGGUCUUGGUUUUUUGAAGUUACAUACAAGGUUUUGAAUUCGUUUCGUAUAUUAUAUAUAUAAUUCUUAAUUCGGUUAUAUUCUUCACCGUGUGUCGUCAUUCAACUGCAGCACGAGAUGGGAUCUCUCGACACUAAGGAUGAGCUGACCGUGCUGGUCACCGGCUUCGGGCCUUUUAAGGAACAGUAUCCCGUAAACCCAGCCUGGGAGAUCACGUCCUCACUUCCGGAUUACCUACCUCCUAAUCGGGCUAAGGAUCCUGCGUCUUCCCGCUCGUCGGAUGCACCACCCCUACCCGCCGUCCGGAUCCUGAAACACGGCCCGGUCCGCGUCAACUACGAGGUCGUCCGUGACACCGUCCCUAAGCUUUGGGAUAAUACGGAGCGUAAGCUCGAUUACGUCAUUCAUAUCGGUAUGGCCGGCCCCCAACACGUGUAUGCGAUUGAGAGGCGGGGCCAUCGCGAUGGCUAUGAUAAGAAGGACGUUGAUGGUGAACUUCUUGGUGAUGAGCAGAGGAGGAAGAGGGAGGGCGAUAAAUGGAUAUGGAAUGAUGUUCCCGCGGAACUUUUGACAGACUUGGAUAUUGACAGUAUUCACCAGAAAUGGGUUGAAUACAGCCCGGACAACCUCAGAUUGAAAGUAUCAGAGGAUGCGGGGCGUUAUCUAUGCGACUUCAUCUACUUCUCUAGCCUGGCGCACUUGUACAAACAGGAACGACCACGGAAGGUAAUCUUCUUCCAUGUGCCCUUGCAUUCCGACCAGGACUCUCUGGUUCGCGGGAAGGAACUUGCUAUACAGUUAAUCCGGUCGGUAUGCGAGGUUGGACUCGAGAAAUCUGCGUCUUGAAGUUGUGUAGUCGGUGAGUGAUUGAGUGGGUGGUUAGUUUGUCACAUAGCGUUUCGUGUUUUUGUAUGUAAUGGCAGCGGUAAAUAGUCGAUAGCGUUGAAUGUGUGAAUCAUUGUACUCUUGCUUGGAACUAUUUCGGGGCAAGCAAAACGAACGAAGGGAAGUGCUCUUCAUUUUCACUCUCAAUACGCCUAAAAAUCAUGUUACCCCCACCCUCCGGAAUAUCAUCAAAUUCCAAUUAGAUAUACGAAUAAUCAUUAUUAUUUUAUGUAAUUAAUAGUAUUCCGAUAAUUAAUGUAAGCAAAGUUUAGCAAGCAAAGACUAAUUCAUAUUCGG